Molecule: messenger RNA, 2961 nt
Organism: Nematostella vectensis (starlet sea anemone)
Lineage: Eukaryota; Metazoa; Cnidaria; Anthozoa; Actiniaria; Edwardsiidae
Exons: 12
Coding region: 449-1777 (442 amino acids)
Molecular function (GO): 2-oxoglutarate-dependent dioxygenase activity
Source: RefSeq, a predicted model, not a curated record
AAGAAAUCCCGUUGGCAUUUCGGUAGGUCUCCAGAGGCCAAGACCGUGUUGUCAUGCAAAAGGAACCAAUUUCUAGGAGUGGAUCAUAUCAACACCAGUUAAAAGGCUUCUGCUCGACUCAAUCAAGACGCGUGAGAGCUGGCAAGUGUAAGGGGCCCCGGAGAAAGGUCAGGACAGGCUGGAAAAAACAAAGGGGAAAAACUGUCUGCAACCGACAACAUGAAAUUUUCAAAAUGCUUCUGAGCCACUGUGUUUAGCAAGCUUGUGUUCAAUGUCAAAAAGCUGCCCAAUCACUGUCAAUUAUAAACCUGCCUAUGCAAACAUUGGUGGGGAAACAUGUAAAUUUCCCCCCUCACUCCUAAGAAUUUUCCAAAUAAACAUGGCAUGAUGGCAUUGAAGAACAAAGAUUUUUUAUCUUGUGACAACUAAUCCUGCUCAACUCCCAAAAAUGUGUGUGACCCCAAAGGCAUGGCUGACCCUCUGCCUCUGCAUGCUGGUGUAUUCAUCUGCUGUGGCCGAUCCCCUUGGACACAUGAUGCCUCUUGGCUCGCACCAACCCAAGGAGGGAGAUGUAGAGUCCAGAGAUGACAUGCCUAGUCCUUCUGAAUUUUACCACAAUUAUGUGCUAGCUUCUAAACCCGUCAUCUUUCGAGGAGCUGCUAAAUCUUCCAAGGGGUUCAAUCUUUGGACAGAUGCCUAUCUCAGGAAAAAGUAUGGUCAUGAGAUUGUGAGAGUGGACUAUGGAAAGAAAGAGAAUCGUGCCCGUUCAGCAGAUGACAUGCCUUUAGAAGAGUUUCUUGACAUCUACAACUCAUCUGAGCGAUAUCUGGUAGACACUUUGCCAGAAAGAAUGUGGGAAGAAUUCUCCCUGCCAGAAUGCCUUCUUUGUGGAGGAUUCACACAUGCCUUACAGGAUUCUGUGCUAUGGUUUAGUAGUGGAGGCACAAAGUCACAUCUCCACAAUGAUAAGGUGGAGAACAUAAACUGCCUUUUCAGUGGAGAGAAAGUAUGGUUCUUCGUUGAUCAGAUACACAGUCAGGAUAUUAAUAUGGAUCAUAAAGAAGGUGACUACUGCAGUGCAAAUGUCGACAAGGUGGAUAUGUACCAAUAUCCCUUCCUUCAGCAUAUCCCAUGGUGGCAGGCUCACAUGCAUGCUGGAGACUGCAUGUAUGUACCAUAUGGCUGGGCACACCAGGUGACGUCUUCCUCCAGGAAUGUAGCAGUUAACAUUUGGUGGUCGCCUGGUAUUAAAUUCAACCCUGCAGACUGCCAAGAUAAGAAACAACCAGAACUUAGCAAUUACAAGUUCACAUAUGGAGUAAUGCUUAAGUUCCAGGCUGUACAGGUAAUCGAACGUUAUGGAGGGAGUAUCAAUUUCCAUCAAAUCAAUCCAGUCAUAGUACAUGAACAUACUGGGGAUAUGCUUAUUACAAGAGAGCACUUUGCUCUUCUUGACACUGAUGGUAAUGGCCAAUUGACUGCAACGGAAGUAAACAGUCUGUCACCAUCUGUAGUAGAAGAGGCAUUUGGACACACCCCACCAGGCGAGGUGAAUUUAGUCGGAAGGUCGCGCCCAAGGGAUCAGGAACUUUUAGAUAUUCUAGCGAGUCUUCCAAAGCAGCCUCCCCAUGUGGAAGAAUUUCUGCUUCGCUAUGAAAAGACGGAGGAUGAGAUAGAACAGUUUCUAAGUGAGAACGAGCUACCCUCGCAACUAAGGGCAUAUGUCCAUAGCAGACUUGAACAGAUGCAUUCUGCACCGCUACACCAGGAGUUGUGAGAAAACGGAUUGAAUGGAAUAUGCCCAGUGUCACAUCAAGUGUGAUAUAUUCUUUAAAAUAAUGCUUUUGCCAAUUUGAAUGUAAUGCAGUAAAUUAUUCAUUAUUUUUAUAUGGGACAAAAUGGAGGAUUAUAUUGUUAAAGGAUGGAAUAGUUGAGUUUCUUAAAUAUUACUCAAAUUGUGGUAUCGGGGCAAGCCUCUGGCUAUGAUAGUACGCAACCAACCUUUAGACCAAAACCAAAUAAAUAGGUUUAAAUCGGUAUAAGCGCAUGUUGUGAAUGUGCAACACAAUUCACAAGCCCCUGGCUAUCAGAGCACGUGUGGCUCGUAGGAUUUAAAUGUAAGCUACAUAUUUACAGUAGGUUAUAGAGAAAAGUACCAGAGAACAUUUUUAUGAAAGAUGUUUAUGAAUUGAAGUGUGAUACAUUUGUUGCCCUCCGUAAAAAACAAACAAACAAAAAAAAAACAUUCAAAUUACAAAAUAAUCAAUAAUCAAUAAAAAAAAUAGAUAAUAUAUUUAUAGUGAAAUAGAUUGAAAACCCAAGUCCGAGGCUUGACAUUGGGAGAUUUGGGAGAUAGUGUAAGCGCAUUGCAGCUUUGAACUGGAUGGCCGCUUUUUCAAUUCUCCCGGAAUGUUGUUCCAUAGUUUCGUCGCUGUCAUCACUAGUAUUAUGGCUUAUACAUCACUUAGUAUCAUUACGGGUUACACAUCACUAGUAUUGUGGAUUAUAAUUCACUUGUAUUAUGGCUUAUACUUCACUAGUAUUAUAACUUCUACUUCACUAGUAUUAUGGCAUACACAGCACUAGUAUUAUGGCUUACUUUGUUAUUAUGGUCGCUUGUAUAAAAAUCACAGACUUCACAAAUUUGAGCCCCAAAAGAAAAGACAAAGCUUGUAGGUAAUUCUGUUACUCUGCAGUUUUCUUUAAAGUGAUAGAAUUCAGAGAACAAAUAGAAGGCUACAAGGCACAAAAGACAUAAAUUGGGAUGAGGAGCCAAACAGUGCUAAAACCUUAAUAGGAAAUUAUUGACUUUUCUUUUUUUAUAUGAUGCUAAUGACAUUACCCAUUGAUGUCCCAAACAUAAAAAUGAAUGAGAUGUACUUAGCGCUAGUACCCUUAGUAUAACAGAAAAUACUGGACACAAGAGGGAAAAUAAGCAAUAAAUGUAUCAAGACAACACCA